Diaporthe citri is the source of this 1092-nucleotide messenger RNA. RefSeq lists its product as uncharacterized. The transcript has 2 exons. NCBI's taxonomy places the organism in Eukaryota, Fungi, Ascomycota, Sordariomycetes, Diaporthales, Diaporthaceae. The coding region runs from base 1 to 1092 and encodes 363 amino acids. The record is from RefSeq and is a predicted model, not a curated record. Gene Ontology annotation, molecular function: feruloyl esterase activity.
AUGUCGCUGUUCAAGGCCUGCUGCCUACUUUUCAUGUUUUCUACCAACAUCAUUACCAGGUCCCAGAAUACUUCUUCGCCCGGUUGUUACAAGAGUGGCGGAAAUCUCUCGCCUGGAACCAGCACCGAAACAAUCCGCGGUCGCUCAUAUCUGCUUUCGAUACCGUUCAGCUAUUCAUCGGACACCCCGACGCCGCUCAUCCUGUCAUUUCACGGUGGUGGUCAAUCUCCUUCGAUCCAGCUCCACGCUGAUCAGUUGACCAAUCCCAAUGUCAAUGACCAUUAUAUCGUCAUUUAUCCGGAGGCAGUUGAUAAACAAUGGCAGGUUAGCCCCGAUAGCGCCUCUAACGAUCUCAUAUUCGUAUCAAAUAUCCUAGACGAAGUUGAGGCUACACUAUGUAUCGAUACGUCCCGGACAUAUGCUACGGGAAAAUCUCAGGGCGGCGGCAUGGUCGGUUUGUUAGCCUGCGAUCAAAGUCUCUCCACGAGAAUUGCUGCGUUUGCGCCUGUUUCUGGUGCUUUCUACGUAAUGCCGGAGGGGGGCUGUGAACCCGACUCUGUCGAUUUACCAUGCUCUGCCGGUCGAUCUGACAUCCCGAUACUGGAAUUCCACGGGGGAAGUGAUCCGGUCAUCCCCUACUACGGCGAUGCUGGUAAAAGGAACGCUUGCCUGCCUACCAUACCUCACUGGGUCCAGACAUGGGCAAAGCGGAACGACCUUGGAACCAGUAACAAAUCGACUUCAAUUACGCAAGCGGCAAUGUGGCACCGGUUUGGCACGGGGCCGAGCUUAGGUCUUGUCUCCCAUGUGUAUGACGGAGCUAACGUUGGACAUGUUUGGCCAGCGACGAAGCACAACGCUAGGGACACUGGCGACUUAUCCACGGCAUCCUUUAAUGCGACUCCAAUGAUCCUUGAAUUCUUCAGCAACUAUACUCUGGCUACCAACCAUAGUGACCCGGCCGAGACGGAUGGCAAUAGCGGAAGCACUAACGGCAGCACUAAUGAUAACUCUGGCUUGUGCGCUGGGAAUCGGAAAGUGGCAAUAUUCUGGUGGUUCAUGGGCUAUUACAUAGUCCAAUCAUUAAUUUAA